AAUAUCCGAAACGCACAUAGCCUAAUUAAGAUGACAUAUGUGCAGUAGCAAGGGUAAGGAUAAUUUGUUAAACAUUUAACAUGAGGAUGGUUAAUUUGUUGAACAUUUAAAAUAACAAUCGUGAAUUUACUUUAUUAGACACAUUAAAUUAUCAUUUUUUUUUUUUUUGAUAAGUACAUUAAAUUAUCAAUUUAAAUAAUACAAUUCACCUUUGGAAGGUUUAAAUGGGUUACCAGUUCAACAAAAAAAACCAUUUUUUCUCUCUCCUCACUCACUUCUCUUUCCCGUCCCCAAACAAGCUGCCACCGACCGAACUACACAGACCACCGGUGCAAAACCCUGUCCACCCAAAACAACCACCAGUGCAAAACCCUGUCCACCCAAAACCUCCUCCCCUACCGCAAACACCACAACAACCGCCCAAAACCUCCACCCGUCACAAAGCCAAACCCCAAUUGAAAAAAAAAAAAAAAAAUUGUAGAUGGUGAGUGUAAAUAAAUUAAUAAAAAAAAAAAUUGUAAAUAAAUUAAUAAAAAAUAAAUGGAUAACUCAAAUCCUAAUCCGAAGAAUUGAAGACCAAACCACCACCGGAAUCGCGACACCACCUGAUCCUCAUUCUUUUACCCAAAUAAGCCACCACUGCUCUGCCACCGCCGACCACUGUCCCCCACUACACAGCCCACCGCUGCAAAACCCUGUCCAACCAAAACCUCCAUCACCGCCUAUUGCAAACACCACAGCAACCACCCAAAACCCCCACCCAUCACAAAGCCAAACCCCAAUUGAAAAAAUUAAUCAAAUAAUAAAAGAUAACUUUUCGCGUGUUUCAAAUUUAACGAAGGAGUUUGCGUCAUUGUUCAAAGAUAGGUCUCAGGGGUCAUUGUACUCUACCCUAUUUUCUUUAUACAUAUAUAAAGUGAUGUGUAACUGUGGAAGCUGAGGUUAUUCGGUUACUCUUCUUGUUCAUUCUUGGAAUCUCCCGGACGGCCACGUUAUCGGUGACUGAAAUUAAGGUGUAACCUCGCUUGGGGCAUGAGGCGACGGUCGGCGACGGAAAUGACUACGGCAUCGAUUAUAUAAACUGUAGAUUGCUUAACUAAACUUGCUUUAAUUUUGGGUAUUUAAUAUGUCCUCUGAUCGAAAGAAAAAUACUGAUCUCGUCUCCAAGAUGUGAACUCUUUCGUGAAUGAUAAUUGUUCGAUAAAAUGCCUCUGUAGUUAAUCCAUGUAGUUAAUCCAGCUAGUAAUAUGGGGGAAAAAAAAUUAGCUAGUAAUUCAUGGCUCUUUGGAUGAAAUCAAUAUUGCAUCAAGUUUCGGAAUUACUGUUACAAGCUAACUUGUGAUUUUGAUGACGAACUGACUGAAAACCCAUUGAAGUAAAUGAGUCUGAGUUAUUGACAUGAGAUAGUCUGGGCUAUUUUGUGAUUUUAGUUUCAUUAAUUCAGGCAAUGUGUUACAAUUAUCUCUAUUAAAUAGCUAAUUUGCCCAUGCUUGUAUAGUAUUACAACUGUCAAGAAACUAGGAAGAAUGAAUAUGUUUUGUAGAGCAAGCCUGGCAUUCAAAGAAAUCCAUCGACUUCUUUUUCAUGUACCAUACUGCUUGCUAGCUAACAUUUCAAUUUUUUGAAAAGAUUAUUGUCAUUUUGUUUCCACCCGAACAUGGUUUUGUGAUGAUGUAAGAAUUUAUAUCAUGGUAUCAUUUAUCAUGAAAGCUAUAUUGCUCUGCUUUUAAGUUUAAUCUGUAAUUACGAAUGACUUGUUUUAAGUAGUAGAGUUUUGCCUUGACGGUAUUGGACGGUGUUCAAUGGUAUAAAACAUGGGAUCAAGGUUCUUAUAUUGUUUGGCCAAAACAAGAUCCUUUAACUGAUAUUUCAAUAAAAAGAUCCUUGAACUGUAAAUGACUCAAAAAAGAUGAUUAUUGAAAACUAUUUACUGCUUUAAUUUUCUGCCGAAAAUAAACAGCAUGUCGGGAAGGAGGCAAUCCUUACUUCCUACUUGUCUAUAAUCUAUGGGGUUGAUAUGUAAUAAUGGACUGACUUGGGCGUUGCAUUUUGUCAAUAGUUCCUUUUAUACUCUCUUGUGCAUCCAAAGCAUUAACACAAUUUUUAUUAGACUGGCAGAUGAUUGUGGUUUCUCCUUGACCUGUUUUUGGUUCACUGUGUACUUAAUUAGAAGUUCUUUUGAAUUAUUCAUUUCUCGAUAUAGAUCUUGAUUUCAGAAUAUCUUCUCUUAAAAUCCGUCAGAGAUCAUGAUUGUUUUAUUUUAUUUUAUUUUUUACUUUUUUUCUUUAUUUAUUUUCUGACAGGAAAUUCCUAGCUGGCAAAUUCCAAUUGGCUCCUGCAUUAUACAAUCAAACAAGGACGGUUACGGCUGUUGGAUUCUGACCUCCCCCACCCCAAUCUUAAUUUUAAAUAUUUGAAACUCUUUGCAAAAUCCUUCACCAUAAAUUUCCAUUUCCAAACCUCAAUGUCUCUCAGGAAACCCCCACUCCCUCGGCCCCUCCUUAACCAGGUCUCUUGCAUGAGAAAUGCACAAUAAAUCCUGCGACACGUAAAUGUCUCAAUUCAUGAUGGUGGUGCUCUUGUGCUGAUGGACACCAACGGUUCGGGCAAAACCACUUUCUUGCGUAUGUUAGCUGGAUUCUCUCGACCCUCAGCUGGUGAGAUCAUCUGGAACGGUCAUGAUAUAACUGAAUCAGGGGGACAAGCUUCAGCUCAACUGGCUCUCCCUCAAGGAUGUGAUCAUUGAUCAAAGAAAAGUUCACAGUCCUCGACAAUGUUCAGUGGUUUGAAGUUCUUAAAGGCAAGCAAGGAGGUCUCUGCCUGCACUAGAGCUUAUGGGGCUUGGAAGAUUGGCGAAAGGUAAAGCAAGAAUGCUCUCAAUGGGCCAACGGGAAAGGGUGCAGCUUGCAAGGUUGCUGGCAAUUGAUCAGCCAAUUUGGUUGUGAGCCUUCAGUGGCAUUGGAUACUGAAGGGGUUAAGUGUCUGGAGUAAAUUAUUGCAGAGCACUGAAAGAAAGGAGGGAUUGUGAUUGUGGCCACACAUCUGCCAAUUGAGAUUGAGGAUGCAAUGUAUUUGAGGUUGCCGCCAAGGUUUCCACAGGCUGGAAACCCCCACUCCCUCGGCUCCUCCUUAACCAGGUCUCUUGCAUGAGAAAUGCACAACAAAUCCUUUGAUACGUAAAUGUCUCCAUUUAUGAUGGUGGUGCUCUUGUGCUGAUGGGCACCAAAGGUUCGGGCAAAACCACUUUCUUGCACAUGUUAGCUGGAUUCUCUCAACCCUCAGCUGGUGAGAUCCUCUGGAACGGUCAUGAUAUAACUGAAUCAGGGGUUUUCCACUAGUACAAGCUUCAGCUCUCCCUCAAGGGUGUGAUCAUUGAUCAAAGACAAGUUCACAGUCCUCGACAAUGUUCAGUGGUUUGAAGUUCUUGAAGGCAAGAGGGAAGUCUCUGCCUGCACUAGAGCUUAUGGGGCUUGGAAGAUUGGCAAAAGAUAAAGCAAGAAUGCUCUCAAUGGGCCAAUGGAAAAGGGUGCAGCUUUCAAGGUCACUGGCAAUUGAUCAGCCAAUUUGGUUGUGAGCCUUCAGUGGCAUUGGCUACUGAAGGGGUUAAGUGUCUGGAGUAUAUUAUUGCAGAGCACCAAAAGAAAGGAGGGAUUGUGAUUGUGGCCACACAUCUGCCAAUUGAGAUUGAGGAUGCAAUGUAUUUGAGGUUGCCGCCAAGGUUUCCACGAGCUGGUAAGCCCGUCUCCUGCUUUAAUCAAGGCUGAGGUGCCAUGGUCAGCUCGAAGAGGAAAUCUCUCUGAGAAUGAACACGUCUUGAAGACAGUAAAAGGGUAUGUAAGGUAAGAUGAUGCUGAGGCGGCGCUGAAGCCACUUCAGACUGCAGUGGAUGGAGUUAAGGAAGAACUCAAGAAACUCAACAAGGGUGUGGGGGCGUUCUUGGAAGGAUUGAAGUCGUCGAAGUGACCAUUUCUAUAGCGGUUUUAACCUAAAAGACCAUUUGCCGGCAGAAAGGAAAUUUCAUGGGCAAGGUGGUGUGUAACGACAGGCUUAUUAGGAAGGUGGUGCUGUAUUUUGAUGAUGGUUUUAGCUUGCCCCCACGAAGGCAAGCAAGGGGGGGUCUCUGCCUGCACUAGAGCUUAUUAGGAAGGUGGUGCUGUAUUUUGAUGAUGGUUUUAGCUUGCCCCCAUGAAGGCAAGCAAGGGGGGGUCUCUGCCUGCACUAGAGCUUAUGGGGCUUGGAAGAUUGGCAAAAGAUAAAGCAAGAAUGCUCUCAAUGGGCCAACGGAAAAGGGUGCAGCUUGCAAGGUUUUUGGCAAUUGAUCGGCCAAUUUGGUUGUUAGACGAGCCUUCAGUAGCAUUGGAUACUGAAGGGGUUAAGUUGCUGGAGUAUAUUAUUGCAGAGCACCGAAAGAAAGGAGGGAUUGUGAUUGUGACCAUGCACACAUCUGCCAAUUGAGAUUGAGGAUGGAAUGUAUUUGAGGUUGCCGCCAAGGUUUCCACUAGCUGGUUAGUGAAUUGAAUUGCCAAUGUAAUUAACCCUGCAACAAUUGGGAUUGAACUAUAAGAGACUUUCUGGAAGGUGCAAAAGCUUUGAAAGGUCUAACAGGGAGAACUGCAGUCCUCAAUAUGGAGGCAGUUGCUUUGCUUGAGAGGAAGGAAAUUGUAGUUUCAUUCUGCAUUGCAUUUCAGAACAUCUUAAUAUAUCAUAUGUUGGUAAUUUCAUGUAAUAUUUUGCUGAAUUUAAAAAUACAGAGAGUUUUGGAUUUGAAUUUUCAAAAUUUGCAUUUAGUAGGGUAAAUUAUUGGUGGCUGGUUGCUUGACAAAAAGGAGAAUUGACCAGUAAAUUAUCAGUUUUGGAAUGCUCUUAAUUAAGAGUGAUUUCAGAGUUGGAUAAGGGCCAAAACCUAAUUUGAUUGCAUUAUAGUAAAAUUGAGUCCAUCUUGCUACCAAAGAAAGAAAUGAAACUUGCUACCAAAGAAAGAUACGACUAUAAAUCAAGGGUCUCUCUGUGACUCGUUAGCUAUCAUCCGUUUUCUUGCAGUGCCCAGAGACUAAUCCGGGAAUUCCGUCGCUCUAUUACCGUCGUCAAGCAGGCAUUCCUAAAUCCUAAUCCGAAGAAUUCAAAGACCAAACCACCACCGGCAUCGCGACACCACCCGAUCCUCAUUCUUUUAUUAUCUUUCCCCUCUCAAACCCUAACACAAAUAAGCCACUGCUCUGCCACCGCCGACCACUGUCCCGAUCGAACUACACAGCCCACCGGUGCAAAACUCUGUCGACCCAAAACCUCCAUCACCGCCUACUGCAAAACACCACGGUCCUGUAGAGAGAGAGAGAGAAACAGAGAGAUGGCGGUAGUUGAAAGAAUUCGUAAAGCAGAUGUUCGUGUAUUCGAGUGGGACGAAAGGAUUUUCAAAAACGAGGGUUCGGAAUCUGAAGGAAUGUUGAUGAUCCGUGUAUCAACGGAUGUUCUUGUUGGGGAAGUCAAGAUUGAUUUAAGAAUAAAGAAGGAUAUUCUUCUUCCAUUCCGUCUCGACAACUUAUUUCCUCGAGAAUCCUUAGAAUCAAUGUUCGAUCUGCCCAACCAAUCCCAGAAAAUUUUCUUGCUAGACACUAAUGAUCAUAUUCUAUCUGCACAUUUAAUUAAGUACCUUGUAAGUAAUUUUCAGUUUACCACCACAGUAAAUUCGUGUCCUUUCAGAAAGUCCAAAAUUGUUGUCGUCGUUGAUAUUUUUGCGGAGAGUACUUCUGUUUUCAAAACCACUUCUUCCCAAGAUUUUCGUAAUGAAGAAGAAGAAGAAGAAUGCGUUGAAGAUGAAGAACAAGCGAUGGUUUCCUCAACUGAAAAUCAAGAAGAUGAUGAGGACAUGAACUAUGAUUCAACGGAUUUAAAUGUUGAAGAAGAACAUGAAGUUGACUGCGUUGAUGAUUCAGAACAAGAUUUUGAGGAUGAGGACGAGGACGAGGACUUGAUGGAUUAUAACAAUAAUGUUUCAGACAUGGUUGAUGAGGAGAGUUACUAUGCGGAGGUACCAAGGAAUGAUCAUUUGGAAAUUCUAAGCACAUUAAGAGACGAUGAAUCAAUUCCUAGGGACGAACCAAUAUUCCUUUUCAAAGAAAUUGAGACCGCAGUGAAAAUCAACAGAUUGAAUCAUGAUCAUACCUCACCAUCAAUAGAUAAUUGUUCAAUAUGUCUGCAAAGGUUCUUGACAAGGACUGAGAUCGCAACCACACCCUGUUCACAUAUAUUUCAUCAUGAUUGUUUGCGCACUUGGUUGCCAAAAAACAAUUCUUGCCCAAUGUGCCGAUCACUUUGCGCUACCAUAGUUCAUAUAUAGUUUAUGUACCUUGUAUAUAUAGUUUAUGUACCUUGUUAUCAUAUUAACUAUUUUUGUUAUUCAAUGUAUUGACAAUUCUUUAAAUCUAGUGAUCCAUUGUAUCUUUUGUGUGGCAAUUUUAGGUCAUUUUUUAUUUUCUUGAAUUUUGGGUGUGAACAUAUAUGUUAUCUUUUAUGUUUAUCAAAUUUAACACGGUAAUAUAUACAAUUCAUGAAUGUUUUUCGACUCUUAUCAUGUAUUUUUUAAAGGUGAAGCAAUAAAGUAAGUAAUAAGUAGAUGUUCCAAAGUCUGUUCAUUAAACAAUUUUACAUAGCAAAACAUGAAUUUUUACGGUUACAUUCGCGGCAUAGAUUAUAUAAACGGUAAAUUGAUUAACUAAACUUGCUUUAAUUUUGGGUAUUUAAUCUUUCUCAAUUUUUUUUUUUUUUUUUCCUUGAAAAAGACCCAAAUACGGAAACCCUAUUUUGGGUAGUUAGUAUUUGAUGUUUGUGUCUGAACUGUCAAAGAAAGUUUAUGUUCUAGGUGUUAGAAGCGAAGGCUGUCUUUGAUGUCAAUGUAGUAUAUGUAUCUCAGAGUCAGCAGUACUCUUUAGUGAAUGAUAAUUGUUCGAUAAAAUGCCUCAACUAAUGUAGUUAAUCCAGUUAGUAAUAUCUUAUCAGGUGAAAAAAAAAAUUAGUUAGUACCAAUUUGCAGGUUGUUAUUGCAGAGCGCCGAAAGAAAGGAGGGAUUGUGAUUGUGGCCACACGCACACAUCUGCCAAUUGAGAUUGAGGAUGCAACGUAUUUGAGGUUGCCACCAAGGUUUCCUCGAAGGAUGACUUUAGUAGACAUGCUUCAACAAAGAUUUCAGAGUUGGAUAAGGGCCAAAGCAUAAUUUGAUUGCAUUUUGAAACUGCAGCAAAAUAAAUUGUGUCCUAGUAAUUAAAACAUU
This is a messenger RNA of Cornus florida, 7267 nucleotides long. Its product is annotated as E3 ubiquitin ligase BIG BROTHER-related-like. Bases 5348 to 6337 code for a protein of 329 amino acids. The transcript is spliced from 5 exons. The record is from RefSeq and is a predicted model, not a curated record. Gene Ontology annotation, molecular function: ubiquitin protein ligase activity. NCBI's taxonomy places the organism in Eukaryota, Viridiplantae, Streptophyta, Magnoliopsida, Cornales, Cornaceae. Gene Ontology annotation, biological process: ubiquitin-dependent protein catabolic process.